UUACAGCAGCUGGCGCGGGCGGGGGCGGUGGCAGCGCGCGAGACGGAGGUGAAGGCGGUGGUGAGGCGGCGAGCAGCGGUGGGGUUUCCUGGGAUCAGCCAGUACAGCGAGGUCAACAGCGGCACUGCGCCCACUUACAACCACUCCAUUGUGCGUGUGACGCCACCGGAUGGCGGCUUGUGUGUGGGCAAUGGGUUCAUACUGCAAACCGUCAACGUUGCGCUCGCGGUGUACAACACACGAGGGCGGCAGCUCACUCGCACCAUUCCGCACAACGAGUUCUUCAACGUGUUGCCGAGUGUGGUGCAGCGCCGGGAGCCGUACAGCGCAUCAGUGCGGGGGGACAACAUCGGGGACAUGUCGUGCACCUACGACCCUGCCUCCAGGCGAUUCUUCCUCUCUGCCUACUGGCUCUCCGGAGGGUCAAGCAACGGGUAUGACAGGUUUGGGCAGACGAGGCAGCGGGGGAAGCGCACGGUGGGGUCGGGGGUGAUAGUGGCGGCGUCCACAGAGGGCGACCCCACCCAGCCCUGGAACGUCUUCUUCAUCCCCGGCUCCAAUGACGGCAACAAUUCCAACCCCGACUGGGGUGCGCCUCUCUACUACAACACAUCCAAGCUCACAUCUCUCCAGGACUACCCGCAGAUCGGCACGGACGCCCAUGGUGUGUUUGUGUCGGUGAACCAGUUCGGCUUGGAGGAGUCCAAGUACUUUGGGGCUAACAUCUAUGCCAUGGGCAAGGAGCAGCUAUCGCGCACAUGCAACGCCUCCAUCCUACGCUUCGCCAUCCCCUACUCGCCAGCGCUCACCAGUCCCUCCUACACCGUGUACCCUCACAAGGUCCCCGCCGAUGGCUCCUAUGACCGCGCCAACAACGGCACCAUGUACUUCGGCUGGAUGGGCGUCAAUUUCAACGGCGCGCCCAACGAGACCGUUCUCGUUCCCAACGUCACUAUCAUUGGCGCCUUUGCUCUCACCGGGACCCGCGCGCUCGGGUCAAUCGAGGCCGUUGAUCGCGUCGUGCCGCACAUCGCAGCCGUUGAAACGCCGCCGUUUUUCCUGCCGAUGGCGGUGAGGCAGCGGCCGGGGCCCACCCCCACGGCAUGGCGGUUCAACCGCAGGGAGGCAGCCAUAGACGCGUUUGCAGCGGGCAUGCAGGCCGUGCUGGUGCAGCCACAGCGCAGAACCAUGUGGCUGGCGUUCACCUCUGCGUUUGGCCCCGCCCUCGGGUCGUCGUCCGUGGUGCUGGCUAAGAUCAGGCUAAGACUGAGAGCAGAGGCGUCAGGGGAGGUGGCAUCUGGAGAUGCGUCGGGGGAGGUGGCAUCUGGAGAUGCGUCGGGGGAGGUGGCAUCUGGAGACUCGUCAAGGGAGGUGGCAUCUGGAGACUCGUCAGGGGAGGUGGCAUCUGGAGACUCGUCCGGGGAGGUGGCGUCUGGAGACUCGUCCGGGGAGGUGGCAUCUGGAGAGGCGUCAGGGGAGGUGGCAUGCGUAGAGUCAUCCUCAGAGGUGGCCACGAAUGGGACUGUGGGGGAGACGGAAGCAGUGGAGGCAGCAAGUGGCGGGUGGUCGUUGGAGGUGCAGCUGGAGGGGUUCAAGGCGGUGGGCGUGCAGGGCAACAGCCUGCUACGCCCUGCCAUGGCGCUCAACAGGCGCGGCAGGGGCAUACUAGCGGCCGCUCUGGCGGGCCCGUCCUUCUACCCCUCGGCUGCGUAUGCCCUUGUGGAUGCGGCCCUGCGUGUUGGGCCCGUCACAGUUGCAGCACCCGGGGGAGCUCCCCUUGAUGACUACUCUGGGUACCUGUUUGAGGAGAGGGUCAUGCGGUACGGCGACUACCACACGGCCACCACUGACGAGCACGGCAAUGCGUGGGCCGUGGUGGAGUAUGUGCCUGGUGUGCCGCGCACCGAGUGGACCAACUGGGCCACCUACAUCUUCAACGUCCAACUCUAG
Messenger RNA from Closterium sp. Naga37s-1, 1950 nucleotides. NCBI's taxonomy places the organism in Eukaryota, Viridiplantae, Streptophyta, Zygnematophyceae, Desmidiales, Closteriaceae. The record is from the annotation of a GenBank genome assembly.